AUGAAGCCAAUCGUGUCGGCGAUGAACGCCUGGUCCUGUGUCGUUAUUUCUGUGUUUGCCAUUGUCAUUCUUUCAGUUCUCGGCUCUCUCUACGGCAGCAAUAACCACACGGUGAUGGGAUCUGAAGAGGACCCUGAGGAUGGUCCUGCCGUCGCCGCUUCUCUGUACACUGCUGUUGUCGUCUACGCUGUACGUCAUCUCACAUUCCAGCCCCUCCGUCGAAGCUCGCCGUCGCUCGUCUACAAGUUCGCCUUGAGCUCGAGUCAUACUACCAGUUUGAAAUGUUGCUGA
Penicillium diatomitis is the source of this 291-nucleotide messenger RNA. RefSeq lists its product as uncharacterized. Lineage: Eukaryota; Fungi; Ascomycota; Eurotiomycetes; Eurotiales; Aspergillaceae. The coding region runs from base 1 to 291 and encodes 96 amino acids. The transcript is spliced from 3 exons. The record is from RefSeq and is a predicted model, not a curated record.